This is a messenger RNA of Balaenoptera acutorostrata (minke whale), 3345 nucleotides long. It is a transcript of the gene TSKU, whose product is annotated as tsukushi, small leucine rich proteoglycan. Gene Ontology annotation, cellular component: extracellular matrix. Gene Ontology annotation, molecular function: protein binding. The coding region runs from base 846 to 1949 and encodes 367 amino acids. NCBI's taxonomy places the organism in Eukaryota, Metazoa, Chordata, Mammalia, Artiodactyla, Balaenopteridae. The transcript is spliced from 3 exons. The record is from RefSeq and is a predicted model, not a curated record.
CGCAGUUCCAUCCCGCGAGCGGACGGUGCUGGACCCAGGGGCGGGGCAGGGGCCCCUCAACUUUUCCUGGACCCAGGGCGUCGGCAGCGGCGGCCUGACGCCCGGGACUCGGCCAGAGUGGGGAACCCGGACCUAGAAGGGGGCUUCCAGGAGACAAAGGCUGUGACCGGGGGCCGUGGGUGUGGGCCGGCGCCUCUGGGGUCUUUGUGCGGACACGUGCAUCUCGCGUUUGUGGGUCUUUGUGAAUUUGGUCCGGGGACAUGCAUCUGCCUGUGCCUUUGUAUGUCCGUGAUUUGAGGAGGCUGUUUUGCGCCUGUGUCCACGUUUCGUGGGCCCGCGUUUGGUUGUGAGUGCUGGUGGGCGCAUCGUUGUGUCCGCGUACGUGGUCCGUGCCUGUCGACGUGUCUGGGUUGGGUGUCCGUGGAGUAUGUGCGCGCCGAGAGCCAGACACCGCCCCAACUCCUCGCUCCCUUGCUGUCCACCCGGGCCCAGACUUGGCUUCAAACUUUUCUCCCGGUUCCUCGGCAACAGCGCCCGUCCUCCUCCCCCUGCAGCCCGGGCGGGGGUCGCUGGCAGCCCUCCCCUCAUUCACCUCCAGUGGUCCUUAGAGCCGCGAGGGGAUGGGAUAGGAUUGGUGGGUGGGGCAAUCGGCAGCGCCUGAGGACUGACCCGAGCCGAGGCUGGGCAGAGCGUGCCGCACACGCCAGCCGAACCGGCUGGGAGGAGAGAGAACUGACUAAGCCACUGGGGGCCGGGACGUUAAUGGAAUUUCCACCCGGGGAUUUCGUUGGCGUCGGCUUGAGGGAGCUCACGAUGAACAUAAGUAGGGUUGGAGGCAUCUCAGCAUGGAGCAGCUGGUGGAGACAGAGCCCGUCUCAGCCCACACCAUGCUGUGGCCCCUGCUGCUGUUGCUGGCCUCCGGUGAGGCCCAGACCACCCGGCCCUGCCUCCCUGGAUGCCAGUGUGAGGUGGAGACCUUUGGCCUCUUCGACAGCUUCAGCCUGACGCGGGUGGAUUGCAGCGGCCUGGGCCCUCACAUCGUGCCCGUGCCCAUCCCCCUGGACACAGCCCACCUGGACCUGUCCUCCAACCGGCUGGAGAUGGUGAACGAGUCCGUGCUGGCAGGCCCGGGCUACACCACGCUGACCGGCCUGGACCUCAGCCACAACCUGCUCACCAGCCUCUCGCCCACGGCCUUCUCCCGCCUUCGCUACCUGGAGUCGCUUGACCUCAGCCACAACGGCCUGGCCGCCCUGCCCGCCGAGAGCUUCACCAGCUCGCCCCUGAGCGACGUGAACCUGAGCCACAACCGGCUCCGCGAGGUCUCCGUGUCCGCCUUCGCCACCCACAGCCCAGCCAGGGCGCUGCACGUGGACCUCUCGCACAACCUCCUCCACCGCCUCGUGCCCCACCCCGUGCGGGCCAGCCUGCCGGCGCCCACCAUUCAGAGCCUGAACCUGGCCUGGAACCGGCUCCACACCGUGCCCGACCUCCGGGACUUGCCCCUGCGCUACCUGAGCUUGGACGGGAACCCACUGGUGGCCAUCGGCCCAGGGGCCUUCGAGGGGCUGGCGGGCCUUACACACCUGUCGCUGGGCAGCCUGCAGCGUCUCCCCCAGCUGGCGCCCUAUGGCUUCCGCGAGCUGCAGGGCCUGCAGGUCCUGGAUUUGUCAAGCAACCCCAAGCUCAAGUGGGCAGGACCCGAGGUGUUCUCGGGCCUGGGCUCCCUGCAGGAGCUGGACCUGUCAGGCACCGGCCUGGUGCCCCUGCCCGAGAAGCUGCUCCUCCAUCUCCCAGCGCUGCAGAGCGUCAGCGUGGGCCAGGGCGUGCAGUGCCGGCGCCUGGUGCGGGAGGGCACCUACCCCAGGCAGCCUGGCUCCACCCCCAAGGUGGCCCUGCACUGCGUAGACACCCAGGAGUUAGCUGCCGGGGGCUCUGAUGCCUUGUGACGAAUGGUGUGGCCUGGGGCCAUGUAACAGACUUCGCCCUGGGCUCCCUCGGGUCCUGGGUAAUUUAUAUUUUAACGUGCCAAUGCCAGCAGGGACGCUGCAGGCCUGUGUGGCAGCAUCAUUGAAAGAGAGGCUUUGGACCUGGGACCCACACCCAGGAGCAAGGUUUUGCCCGUUUGUCUGUGUUGCUCCCCAGACCAUAAGCCGAGUGUCUUUGAUGCCAAACCAGACAGCAGUUCCCUGCUGUCCUUCCCUACUUGUCCCCAAAGUGCCUUCCCUGAGGCCUGGACCAACCUGACCCAUGACAGGAGGAGGGCGGGCGGGAGGCAGUGCUGCGGGGCAGAGGUCCAGCCACUCAGGCAUGGGUUUCUUUUACGACACAACCCUCUCUUUGCUCUGGGCGUGUGAGGCCUACUUCAUCCUUUUUUCUUCCCCUAGAACUCUGGAUAGAACUUUAUAGAAAGGACUGGAGAAAAACACCUAGUCCACCUCCUCAUGUGCCAGAUGGGGAAACUCAGGCCUAGGGAAGGAAAAAUGCUAUUCUGAGGUCCUACAGUGGCAGAAGCGUGGAUGGACCCAAUGUCCAGCCUCCCAGCAGGGCCCCUUUGCACUUUUCUCUCUUCUCUAAAUCAUGCCCUCCCUCUCCCCUUUCUGGGCUCCCCCUUGCUUCCAAGACUCACAUCCUGCCAUUUGUGCCCUUUCCCUGUCGUCCCCAGGAGGAGAGGCCUCUGGGCCCGGUAACCGGCUGUGGCACAAGCUAAGUCAGUUCACCUCGGAGCCUCUAGAAGCCUCAGGGAUACCAGUCCCAGCCCUGCCGGUUUCCCACUCUGGGGUGGGGUCCCCGAGCAUCAAGAAUGGAAAUGCGCCCAUUGACCCCUGAGGUACUGCCUCUAGAUGCAGUCCUGGAGCCCCUCCAGGCCCUGAGCUCCUGAGCUCCCUCAGACCCCACUGGCCCUAUGCCCGACAGCCCAGCUCAUCCUACUGAGAAUGCAGUGAAGGAGGUAAGGGAGACCCCACCCAUGUUUAUGCUCUGCCACCAGGGUGCCAUCUCAGCUUCCCAGCCCUGGGCUCUCUCCUUAGUAUGGGGUUAAUAAAAGUUGUUGCCUUUUUAAUGGACUGUCACUUUCGGCCACCCCCCGUCCAGGUCCCUGCUGGCAGGGGAUGGAAACAGGCCAUUUGUAAAAGAAGAAAGACAUUGCAUUUGUUCCCUUUUGUAAUAUUGUGUCCUGGGGAUGGGUUGGGGGAGGAGGCAUUGGGUGAAAGCCAGCCAUACGUGGCCAUGUGGGCGUCAGGGGGCUGGUCCCACAGGGAUGCCCACAGGACAAUGAGAGCUCUGUCCUCCCCCACCGGCCCUACCCAACACCUGGUCCUUGGUUUAAUAAACACUAUAAAGAGG